Messenger RNA from Falco peregrinus (peregrine falcon), 1014 nucleotides. Its product is annotated as keratinocyte proline-rich protein-like. NCBI's taxonomy places the organism in Eukaryota, Metazoa, Chordata, Aves, Falconiformes, Falconidae. The record is from RefSeq and is a predicted model, not a curated record. The coding region runs from base 1 to 1014 and encodes 337 amino acids. The transcript has a single exon.
AUGUCUUUGAAUCAAAUGCAGAUCAAGCAGGAAAUCACCCUCCCACCUGGCCUGAGCAAAGUGAAUUCAAAGCAAAUCCAUGAGCCUGUGCCCUGCACUGAGCCGGUCCCAUGUCCACAGCAGCAACCUGAAGUCCAAGUCCCAACACCUUGUCCAGAACCAGUCCCAGUAGUAGUGGUACCAUGCCCGGAAAAAACAGUGCCAUUGCCAACACCAGUGGUGGAACCCAGCAAGGGAGAAACACCAGUGGUCAUAAUACCCCAGUGCCCACCCCAGGAGCAGCAGCAGCAACAGCAAUGCACAUUACCACCAACUUUCCCACCUGUAUCAUGCCCUGAGCCUGUUCCGUGCCCUGAAGAGAAACCAGCGUGCAAAGAGCUGCCUGUGCAAGACCCUGUUUCCUGCUCUGAACCAACUCCACAAGUGCAGGAGAAGCAGGAGUGCAAGGAGAUCCCUCUGCCAGUUCCUGUUACCUGCCCGGAGGAUGCAGCAUGUCCCCAAGAGAAGCAGGAAUGCAAGCAGAUCCCUGUGCCCAUCCCUGUUCCAUGCCCUGAUCCUGCACCAUGUCCCCAGGAGAAGCAGGAGUGCAAGGAGAUCCCUGUGCCCACCCCAUGCCCUCCAGAGAAGCAGGAGUGCAAGGAGACCCCCGUGCCAAUCCCUGUUCCCUGCCCUGAACCCACACCAUGUGUCCAAGAAGAGCAGCAGUGCAAGGAGAUCCCUGUGCCAAUCCCUGUUCCGUGCCCUGAGCCUGCACCGUGUCCUCAGGAGAAGCAGGAAUGCCAGGAGGUCCCUGUGCCAACCCCCGUUCCAUGCCCUGAACCCACACCGUGUGUCCAAGAAGUGCAGCAGUGCAAGGAGAUCCCCAUGCCCACCCCCUGCCCUCAGGAGAAACAGGAGUGCAAGGAGACCCCCGUGCCAAUCCCUGCCCCCUGCCCUGAGCUUCCAGAGAAAUGCCCUCCCAUCGAGCAGCAGCAGGUGAAGCAGCCCAACCAGUGGCCCCCCAUGCAGAAGUAA